This is a messenger RNA of Parasteatoda tepidariorum (common house spider), 3025 nucleotides long. RefSeq lists its product as uncharacterized. Gene Ontology annotation, molecular function: RNA polymerase II cis-regulatory region sequence-specific DNA binding; DNA-binding transcription factor activity, RNA polymerase II-specific. Gene Ontology annotation, biological process: regulation of transcription by RNA polymerase II; animal organ development. Gene Ontology annotation, cellular component: nucleus. Lineage: Eukaryota; Metazoa; Arthropoda; Arachnida; Araneae; Theridiidae. The record is from RefSeq and is a predicted model, not a curated record.
UCAAAAAGUCCCUACAGUUGAGCAAGUUCUCAUAGUACAGAAAGAGCGCGGGGACGUAUCGCUGCUUUUUUUACAGCCGGUUUCGUCUAUUGUGUUUACGUUGUUUACUUCUCGAAAAACUUAUCCAAUCUGUCACGUGCUUUUUACUUUUGACAUUUAAUCGGUUUGUGUAGGGUGUGAAGAAUAAAAUAAUUCGCUAAAUCUGUGAAUUGAUUUGAAGUGCAAGAUGCAUUUUUUACUAGUCAUAGAUUUUUCACUGGGUGAAAUCGAGCAAUGAAUGCAUUUGAGUUUUUGUCUUGUUUAAAUAAACAUGCUCUGUGAUCGUACUGCUCGCGUCGGAGAGGGCAGGUCCCCUCCUUUAGCUGCCAACGCUAUCGAUAUUGCAAAUCCUUCUACAAGAAUCGGUGGUGUACUCGAUACGGACUACAUGGACAAUAUGACCACAAGACACUCUUCCCCACCUACAUCGGAAAAUAAUUCUUCCUCAUCGCCAAUCAUGCAAGAAUCUUCUACGAAACCUAAACUGUCUUUCAGCAUCAGCAGGUUGCUCGGUGAUGAUUCGAAAGUGGACAGUGACAACAACAACAAUCAUCGAAAAGAUGACGGUAGGUCAUCAACGGACAACAACAGCGUGCACGGUUGUGAUAGCAGUUCGGCACGAACAACUCCGGCGUCUUCAACCGCAGCAUCACCAAUGAUGGUCAUUAGUAGUAGUGGGUGCUGUCCUGGACUUAAUAACCAACCACCUUAUUUUUCGACCAGUGACCUGAAGAUGUCAACUAUGUCAGGGAUGGUUCCCCAUUAUGACCCUCUUCAAAGUGGAGCAAAUGGAACUGUGAUAAGGGUGCCAGCACAUAGACCGGCACCUUUAUCUUACCAUACGACUGUCUCCUUUCCUUGGGUCGGGUCCCAAGGUAUAGUCAAAGAUAGAAUUCCAGUGCCUUUUCCUUUGGCAGCAGGCCUACCUCCGGUUCCUCCUAGACGCAUUGGUCAUCCUUACCAGAAUCGAACGCCACCAAAAAGGAAAAAACCGAGAACAAGUUUCACGAGGAUGCAGAUCUGUGAGCUGGAAAAACGAUUCCAUAAACAGAAGUACUUAGCUUCAGCAGAACGUGCCUCCUUAGCUAAAACUCUUAAAAUGACAGACGCUCAAGUUAAAACAUGGUUUCAGAACCGAAGGACAAAAUGGAGGCGGCAAACAGCAGAGGAGAGAGAAGCUGAACGACAAGCUGCCAAUAGACUGAUGAUGUCUCUACAAGCUGAAGUAGUUUCUAAGUCCAUAUAUGAUCAAAGCAGGGAUCCACUCUGUAUAAGUAACGCUUCCUUGCACGCGCUUCAAACUUUGCAACCAUGGGCUAGUGAGAAUGCUGCAGCUGCCCAUGCAGCGGCAGCAGCAGCUGCAGCUGUUGGACAUCACCAAAGUGGUGUAGAAAGGCCAUCUUUCUUAGCACCUCCACACUCUUUAUCUUCACCAAUUUGUUGAGCUUUCAAAUAAAUGCAAUAAAAACAACAUUUCACGUGUUGACUAAUGAAAUCUAAAGUCAUUAAGUCUAAUCUAGAGUCGCCGUUGAUCAGAUCUUUGUUACAAAGAAGCAAAAUGGACAAUUUGUUUAAAAAAAAAAGAAGAAAAAGAAGACUUGAAGAGUGAUAGCUUAUAGUGGGACUUUUAGCCACCUUACUUCUGAUAAAAUUAUAACCUGAAUUUUAUAAGACAUUCUUGCGAUAAAAAUUGUUGCAAUAAAUGGUUAUAAUUAAAAGAGAGAUUCGAAUUACUAUGUAAUAUAAAAUAUAUGUUGUUCAUUGUCAAAUUGUUUUUUUUUCUUUUAAAAAACACUGUAUUUAUUGAAGUUUUGUUCGUUUACUGGCAAUAGAAUAUCAUGGUAAUCUAAUUAAAAGUUGGUUUUAUUUAAGAAUUAAAUUUGUGAAAAAAUAUAAUUCAUUUGGUUUGCAGAUAUUUGAAAAUUAAUACAAAUAUUAUUAUCGUGAAUUACUUUUGUAAAAAAAAAAUAUACAUAUAUUUUUAUAAAGCUGCUAUAUCCCAUAUUUUCCUUAUAGUACAAACUAUAUAAUUUUCUUACUAAGAAUAGUAAGAUUUUAAAUUAAAUAACUUUUUACUUUAGAAAACAACAGGAAAUAAAGUAUUUUAAUUUGAAUAUUUUGUGUCGAUUUUUCCUGUAACAGUAUUAGAUAGGAUUAACUUUGUUGAGAAACUGAGCUGAUUCUUUAAAAUUAUUUAUAAUAAACGAUUAAAUUUGUUUUAUUUUUUAAAGAUACCAUCUAGAUUAAUGAAAAUGAAAAAAAUUAACCAAGCUACUUUGUUUUCCUAUUGUUGGAAGAAAAUAAAGCGUUUUCAGUUAUCAUAUUAUUAUUGUAACAAUAUCUCUGAUAACAGUAUUGUAAAUCAAUCUUUUUUUUACAUUUAUUGGCAUUUUUUUAAAGUCUAUAACUAAUAAACAAAUGAAAAUGUCAACAUGUUUAGCCAAAUCGAUUAAAAAAUAUAAUACUAACUAUAUAAUUAUUUUUAUUUUAGUCAUCUAAAAUAUUAAAAAAGCAUUUUGUAAUAUAACCCAUAACACUUUCGAUAAAUUAAAUAAAUAAUAAUUAAUUUUAACUACAAGUAGAAAUGUGAAUAAAAAAACAAAUAAAAUCAUUUCAUGUGUAAGAAGAGCAAUAAUGUACUUAAUAUUUUUAGCGCAUGUACAGUUUUGCACCGUAAACUAACAUAAUAAAAUAGUCUAAUUAUUUUACUUUAUGAUAAACAUGUUUUAACUAAUUGUUUAACAAAGUAAUUAUAUAGUUUAGAGCUUAUAUAGUGUUUAUUUAUUGCACUUUUUUCUUUUGAAAACCUGAUCAUUUUUCUUUGUAUUUUGUGAGAUGAAGUAAGCUCAUAUUAUACUGUUUUAGUUAACUUUAUCAAAUAGUAUUCAUUUUCAAAAUUUGAAAAAAAAAAUGCCUCAUGUUUACAACUCUGUAAUUACAUUCCCAUAAUAUAUUUAAAUUGCAAUAAAUUUUAUGAAAAACUUUA